AUGCAACCACCUUCCUUUGUAGGAGUGCAACCAUCCUUCUUUCAUAGGAGUGUAGCCACUCUUCCUUUAAAAUGCUGUGAAAAGCCAGAGCUUUCAGUGAUAGUUGGAGGUGAUAUCACAGGCCUUGAUUAUGAUGAAAUAUCAGAACGCAUCAAAGCUACUACAAAAUUUGAUUUUGUCCAUAUGCAGAAGAAGGAGGAUAAAAGUUUUGGUCAUGUUCACUUUGAAUUAUGGGAAAAAGCAUCUCAGUUUUAUUAUAGUACAAUGGAGAAGCGUUUCUAUUAUGAUGAUGAUAAAGAAAAGGAUACUGAGAUAACCAAUACUGGAACCUUAACUACUGUUUCAUCAAGAGUUGAGAUUAGCAAUUAUAAUGAUAUAAAUAAGAAUACUGAGAUGGCCAAUACUACCUCAACUUCUGUUUUAUCAAGUGUUGAGAUUAGCAAUUAUAAUGAUAUAAAUAAGAAUGAGAGAAAAUCUCCUGAAUCUCCUAUCAGUGUGUCAUAUGGGCUCUACAAGGACAACCAUACAUUUAAUAUAGUUUUGCAUACAUCUGGUAUUAGAAACAAAGUGGAUCUCUUAGUCUCUUCUGUUAGCGAUAAGUUGAUCAUUAUUGAGGGGAAUUUCAGUGAAAAGACUGUUCCUGGAAAAUCUAUCAAAAAUUUCUUACCUGUAGGAUCGUUUAAAGCAAAAGUGAAACUUCCAAGCGGAUGA
Messenger RNA from Funneliformis geosporum, 711 nucleotides. NCBI's taxonomy places the organism in Eukaryota, Fungi, Glomeromycota, Glomeromycetes, Glomerales, Glomeraceae. The record is from the annotation of a GenBank genome assembly.